This is a messenger RNA of Aethina tumida (small hive beetle), 2577 nucleotides long. It is a transcript of the gene Rap2l, whose product is annotated as ras-related protein Rap-2c. The transcript has a single exon. Gene Ontology annotation, molecular function: GTPase activity; GTP binding; GDP binding. The coding region runs from base 202 to 747 and encodes 181 amino acids. Gene Ontology annotation, biological process: Rap protein signal transduction; negative regulation of cell migration. Gene Ontology annotation, cellular component: plasma membrane. NCBI's taxonomy places the organism in Eukaryota, Metazoa, Arthropoda, Insecta, Coleoptera, Nitidulidae. The record is from RefSeq and is a predicted model, not a curated record.
GUUUUACGUUUGUGAAUAUAGCAUUCCGAGAUCAACUGUGCUCUAAGAUGGCGAAAAUAGUUUGACUGUUAUUGAAAUGGAUAUAAAUAAUCAGAUUAGUGACAAUAUCAAGAUCAAAUACCGUCCAGUGAAUGUGGUGUUGUGCAAAUUUGGACUGUAUAGUGAUUAGUUGAAGUGCAGUAGACAAAAACAAAUUGAACAAUGCGUGAAUUUAAAGUAGUUGUCCUUGGUUCGGGUGGGGUUGGGAAAAGUGCUCUCACGGUACAAUUUGUUUCCGGAUGUUUCAUGGAAAAAUACGACCCGACGAUAGAGGAUUUCUACCGAAAAGAAAUCGAAGUGGAUAACUCUCCCUGCGUGCUGGAGAUCUUGGACACAGCAGGUACAGAACAAUUCGCCAGCAUGCGCGACCUCUACAUCAAGAAUGGACAGGGGUUCGUGGUGGUAUACAGCCUAACCAACCACCAAACCUUCCAAGACAUCCGACCCAUGAAAGAACUCAUCACCAGGGUGAAGGGUACCGAAAGGGUGCCCAUAUUACUAGUCGCAAACAAAGUGGAUUUGGAGCAUCAGCGCGAGGUGGAAUCGACGGAAGGACACAAUUUAUCGCAAACAUGGGGUUGCCCGUUCAUCGAAGCAAGUGCUAAGAAUAGAACCAACGUGAACGAAGUGUUUGCCGAAAUUGUUCGCGAGAUGAACGUUAGCCCCGAAAAACAAAAGAAAAAUUAUUGUUGCUGUACUGUGCUCUAAUACCUACCUGGCAGCGGCGGAAGCAGCAGCAGCAGCAGACCUCCUAGCUACUUUUCUACUCUUCCUCAUUUUUCUCAACUUCUAAAGGGAACAAUCACGACUUGAAUUGCUUUGUUGUGUUGAACUGUGAGCUGCGGAACAGGACUGAUUUCUGAACGAGACUGUGUAAGACACUUUAGCGCCAAUCAAGUGGAUGUUAUUUGUAAAUGCUCAUUUUCUAGUAUACUUCUUACUUCAAUGGCUUAGAACCGCACAAUAUCUAUAUUUUUAUACAUUGAACAAAAAAAAUCUUCGUAAAAUGAUGCAUACAUAUUUUAUUUACUAGUAUUUUAAAGUGAUUCAUAUCUACAAGUUCCAUCACCGAGGUUACUUUUUCAUUCAUUCAGUCCCCAAAUUUCACCACCUACGUUCAAUUAUCACCUCAGACCACUAUUUAUUCACCUCAACAAUUCGUUUGUUUACAAACAAAACAGUCGCCUUUUUUUUUCGUCAGAAAUUGAAUGCAACAGUAUCUCCAAAUUUGUAGCCGAAAUCGUCAAACACCCCGGAUCCAGUCACGAAAACCACCACGAAAUUAAUUCAAUUAUGUUACCUACAAUGCAACAGUGAUACAGGACCCAUGAUCUAUUCAAUUCAAAACAUCACGGCUCUGCAGAUGUUCGUUACCAAGUUCCAGUCACUUCUCCAAAAAAGAAAAAACCGCAUUUACAUUGUACUCUCGCCCGUUUAAUACUCGGCAGUUCACGUCCAAUUCAAUGUACAAAGUUCUUCCACGUCUUCAUCAAAUGUCCACCUUCAAGCCUGCACACAAUAUCAAAAACCAAAAAAAAUCACGUAUAAUGUUGUGGCUUAGUGGUUGUGUGUGUUUAAAUUGAUGGACCUCCCCCGCCCAUGACCAAUUUAUUAUUUUUUGAUUCGAAUUUGCUGAUGCUAAACACCGUUGUUUAGAGGAUUUUUACUUAGUUAAUUUUGUUAGUGUUUUAACCGUGUAACGUUGUAAUUGUCGUUUCAAGGAUGCACAAAUAAAUAAUAACGGCUAAGCCACAUCAAUUAUCAUCGAAACCACCGAUAUUUCUAAUUGCUCAGCUUGAUUUGGAACAUUUGACGGAGAUUUUCGCCCUAAACAACUCGAUGCCGUUUACUGUGUUUCAAAGCUUUAACAUGAUUUUUUAUAUGAUGAUUGUUCUGCGACAUUGUAAAUUGACUCUGAACCAUGAGGAGAACUUUUGUAUGAUGCAAAAAGUAUAAAGUCUGACGAAUAUUGCUCAACAACUUGUAUAUUGGGGGUAAAUGGACCUUUGAGACAGUUUUUUUUUUAAGAUGGAAGUGGUGGAAAUAUUUGUUUGAUGAUUUUUUAUGCAAGUGAUAGUUACUGAGAGCUUUAGAGAAAAUGAAGACCUUGACCUUGUAUAAUUGAUAGUGCCUGAUGUAGUGAAAUUGCGAUAACCGCAUGGUUGGUACUAUUUAACGGCCUAAAUAUGAAAAAACAUCAGUCCCUCUUUUAUUUAUUAUUGAUAAAUGUGUCAGGCCAACUUGUAAAGUCAAAUUGUAGUGGGUCUGGAUAAAUAUCAUCUCCUAAAGUUUUUUUUUUUUUGUAAUUACCUAUGUGAGUUUAUAUAUGUAUAUAUUAUAUUAUAACAUAAUUUUAUCAAAGAUCUGUGUUUUGUAAAAUAAAACAUUCUUCAAUCAAAAGUGAUGUGUGGAAGAUGUGUGCUUGAGUAAUAGACUAAUAAUACAUGUUUUUGUAAGUAAAUCAAAUAGAAUGUGUGUUUGUUCGAGAGCCAAAAAGGAUUUGUGAUAUAUACGUAUUAUAAUAAAAAAAUCUGUGGA